Ctenocephalides felis (cat flea) is the source of this 872-nucleotide messenger RNA. It is a transcript of the gene Tango11, whose product is annotated as transport and Golgi organization protein 11. The record is from RefSeq and is a predicted model, not a curated record. Bases 111 to 857 code for a protein of 248 amino acids. The transcript has 4 exons. NCBI's taxonomy places the organism in Eukaryota, Metazoa, Arthropoda, Insecta, Siphonaptera, Pulicidae.
CAAACAAGAGCUAUGUUAGAUGUAAGUUUAUUUUCAGCGACAGUAAUUACAUGCUACAUAAUUUAGAAUAGUUUUUUUUAAUAUUGAGUUCUGUACCUAAGAAAGUACCGAUGUCUGAUACAUCUAGCCCACUACACUAUCCUGCAGAAAAAGAGAUUUACGAUGUUGAUUUUACGAAAGACAUAAGCCGAAAAAUGCGGGUGCCGAAAAAAAUUCGUGGUACAGGAGAUACAAUUGAAGAUGAACUACAACAUAAUUCAAAUCCUAUUGGGUGGUCAGGGCACUCUGAUAACUUUGAUAUGAGGGUUCCUGACAGAAUAAUGGUAGCAGGACAGGAGCAACAUAUUGGUAGUAAAAGCCACCCCAUUGAAAUAAUACUAGAGCAAUCAAUUCUUCCACCAGCACCUGAUGAUGAAGUUGUUCGAGUGGGUACACCUCCCCGGGUUCUAACGCUUUCUGAACAUUACUUUCCAACAGCAGACGAAACCCCUCCAAGCAAUAUGAUGUACUUUUCUCAAAAAUCUCCUGACACUGCAAAAAUGCCACCAACAAAAGGUGGUGUAACUGAUCUCGAUGAUAGUUUAUAUAUGACUCAUAAUAUGUCUCAUUCAAAGCAGUAUUAUGGAAUGGGACAAGUGACACAAAGGGAGGCAACUCCACCCAUUGGUCCUUCUGGUGAAGGAUUGAGUCCCUCAGAAGAAGUUUUACAUCUUCGAAGGCAGAUGGCAAAAUUAAACAGAAGGGUUCUAGCAAUAGAAUUAGAUUAUAUUCAAAGGCAACAACGUGAAAAAAUUAUAUAUGCAGUUGGAAUUGCAUAUAUACUUCUUAAAACUGUUAUGUGGUUAAAUAGAUCUUAAAUUACUCUUGUAGAU